UGAUCCUUAUUCACAGACUUAUAAUGAAGGUUGGAAAGAUCACCCAAAUCUUAGGUAUGGACCUAGACCACAGUUUUCACAAACUAAUCAACCUAGGCAAUUUGGUGUACAAAACCCUCCACCCCAAUCUUCUGGCUCAUCUUUAGAAGACAUCAUGAAGCAACUUGCAACUCAAAUAGGCCAAGUACAUAACCAAAAUAUCGAGUACCAAAAGAAAACUGAUUCGCAUCUUCACCACCUUGAUACACAAAUUGGCCAGAUUUGUACUUCUUUAAGUAAUAUAGAAAGUCAGGUCACAGGAAAACUACCAUCUCAACCUUUGCCGAAUCCAAAUAAACAAGUAAAUGCAGUGACAAUCAAUAGAAAAGCAACCAAGGGGCAACCUUUAACACCUAUUAAUGAACAUGAAUUUGCUAUUAAUCUAAGUGGGGAAAUGCAAGAAAACAGAAUUCCAUUAUUAGAUGCAAUAAAAGCGGUUCCCAAAUAUAGCAAGUUAUUCAAUGAAUAUUUCACUAAUUCAAAAAUAAAUGAGAGUCAUCAAGUCUGUUUGACACCCAUUCUUCUACCACCCCCAAAGUGUGAGGAUCCUGGAUCAUUCUCGAUUCCUUGUAGGAUAGGUGAGCAUAUAUUUCUCCAGUGUAUGCUAGAUUUAGGUUCUGCAGUUAAUAUUAUGCCAGCUUCCUUUUAUGAUGAGUGUAAGAUGGGACCAUUAAAAACAUCUAAUGGGGUACUUACUAUGGCUGAUGGUAGUAACGUUAACACAAUUGGAUUGCUUGACAAUGUUCUUAUUCAGAUUAGACACAUGUUCUUCCUAGUUGAUUUUGUUGUUCUUGAUACAAAGCAUGAGUCUGAAAUAUUGCUAGGCCGACCAUUCCUAAAAACUGCAAGGGCAUUGAUUGAUGUCGCUAACGAGUAUGUUAUUCUUGAGAGCAAUGGGGAGCGAAUGCAGUUGAACAUAUUUGAGGAACAUAAUUUCAAUAUAGAGGCAAAUGCUACUGAUUAUGCUACUUAUUGUCUUGCACAAGUUGGAGAAGCAAAUUUGGAGAUUUUAUUAGAUCAGAUGGCCAGCACUUUAGGGCGGAAAGAUGGGACGACGCCGGGGAAGGCAUUAACCGUGGGGCAGCAAGUACUAGACAAAGGGGCGAAGUUGAUGCAGUCGUUGAAGCCUAUCAACCAAAUUAGCCAGCAUGUUAAUACGUUCGCGCUUUACAGCCAUGACAUGUCUCGACAAAUUGAGACUCAUCACUUCGUUUCGAGAAUUAAUCAGGAUUUUUGCCAGUGUGCUGUUUAUGACUCUGAUCUUCCUUCUGCUCGUCUCAUUGGAAUUGAGUAUAUAAUAUCUGACAAAAUAUUUGAGUCACUCCCACCAGAUGAGCAAAAAUUGUGGCAUUCCCACAUAUACGCGAUUAAAACAGGACUGUGGAUAAACCCUAAAGUUCCAGGGAUGAUUCAAAACCCAGAGCUUCAAACCUUGGCCAAGACUUAUGGCAAGUUUUGGUGCACUUGGCAAGUUGACCGAGGAGAUAAGCUACCACUAGGUGUACCAUCGCUUAUGAUGUCCCCUCAAUCUGAAAGCACAGUGAGCACAGAAUUGGUUAAAAAGAGGGAUGAGAGAUACCAAAUAACUACUCAGAAUUUGAUUUCAUCAAGGGCUGAUAUUACGCCGUCAGAAAAUUUGAUUUCAUAUGCGGAUCACUGGAAGCAAUCAGGAAAGGGAUUUGCCAUUGAUGUACACGAAGCGAAGAUGAAAACAACUGCUAUCUUCCCUUGA
Beta vulgaris subsp. vulgaris (sugar beet) is the source of this 1771-nucleotide messenger RNA. RefSeq lists its product as hypothetical. Bases 155 to 1771 code for a protein of 538 amino acids. Lineage: Eukaryota; Viridiplantae; Streptophyta; Magnoliopsida; Caryophyllales; Amaranthaceae. The record is from RefSeq and is a predicted model, not a curated record. The transcript is spliced from 5 exons.